AUGCAUAUGAAUUUUACCAUUACAGAAUCGAAAAUCCAAUUCCAAAUUCCAAUCGAAAGUCUGAUCCGAGGCCUCGUUCUUCUUUCUCUCCUGUUUUGUGUCACUUUUGCAGCGAAGAGAGAUUGUCCAGCAAAUGAGGAAUGGAUGGAAUGUGGCACUCCAUGUGAACCAAAAUGCAAUCAACCGAUGCCAGAUAUAUGUACUAUGAAUUGUAUCGUCGAUGUGUGUCAAUGCAAGGAGGGAUACAAGCGUCAUGAAACGAAGGGAUGCUUAAAGGAAGGAUCAGCUGAUUGUAAAUAA
Necator americanus (New World hookworm) is the source of this 300-nucleotide messenger RNA. RefSeq lists its product as uncharacterized. Lineage: Eukaryota; Metazoa; Nematoda; Chromadorea; Rhabditida; Ancylostomatidae. The transcript is spliced from 3 exons. Bases 1 to 300 code for a protein of 99 amino acids. The record is from RefSeq and is a predicted model, not a curated record.